UCAUGCAUUCGCUCUUGGCUUGCCUCCGUGCUUUCUCUCCGUACCUAUCAUUAUAAAGACUUGUUUCUUUUCUUGUUAAUCAACUGAUUAAUGUGAAGAAAGAUCAGAGAAAGAGAAAGAAAGAAACUCUAGAAUCUAGAAGCUUUCUUUCAUUUCAUUCUCACUAGUUUCAAAUACACAAGAACGGAUAGAUUUUUCUUCUUUUCUUUGGAUUUGCUUCCUCUUGCAACCUUUCUUUUCCCUGAAAACUUUCUGGGUCGUCGCUGUUUGCGUUUAAGGAUCCGCAUAUCUCGCGGAAACUAAUCAUCGUAUCACCAUCUUCUUCUUCUUUUCUUCCCUUUCUUUUUCUCAAGUUUCUUUCAAAGCAAACACCUUUUUUGGUGCUCUGUAUACUUGUUUCUUGGUUCAGUAGUAUUCCUUUAGAGAGAGAGAGAGAGAGAGAGAGAGAGAGAGAGCCUUCGAUCUGGGUUACUAAUUAGACAUUAGAUAAAAAGAUAAAAACUUUUGAAAAUCUUGAGGUGGUUGAGCGGUUGAAAAUUUUGAGAUUUCCUCAAGAAGAAUUUGUGAUUUACGAGAAGAAAGUUUCUGAGAUCUGAUGGCUGAAUUUGGAGGAGGAAAAUGGCGAGGUUUGAGAUCAGUGUUGAUGGUUUCACUCAACUUUUUGUUAGCUUUUGUGCUUGUUUCUGCAGAAAGAGGCAUGAGACGAGAAUUUACAGGAACCCCUCAAACAGAAGGGGAGGGUUUAUCAACUUACUUUGUCAAAGCUGUUGAUUUCUUAUGGCAACCUGAUCAAACUGGUUAUCGACAUGUUUGGCCGGAAAUGAGAUUUGGCUGGCAAAUCGUAUUGGGUACUAUAAUUGGUUUCUUUGGAGCGGCGUUUGGAAGUGUAGGUGGAGUUGGUGGCGGUGGCAUUUUUGUUCCCAUGCUUAGCCUCAUUAUUGGGUUUGAUCCCAAAUCUGCUACAGCAAUUUCAAAAUGUAUGAUUAUGGGUGCAGCUGCAUCAACUGUUUACUAUAAUCUUAAGCUAAGGCACCCUACACUUGACAUGCCCAUCAUUGACUAUGACCUGACUCUGCUCAUCCAACCAAUGCUCAUGCUUGGAAUCAGUAUAGGUGUUGCUUUCAAUGUGAUAUUUGCUGACUGGAUGGUCACAGUUCUGCUUAUUAUCCUCUUUAUAGGAACAUCAACCAAGGCAUUCUUCAAAGGGGUUGAAACAUGGAAAAAGGAAACAAUAAUGAAAAAAGAGGCUGCCAAACGUUUAGAGGCAAAUGGUAGUGGAGGGGCAGAAGUAGAAUACAAGCCUCUUCCUAGUGGCCCGAGCACUGGCCCUGAAAAGGAGGCUAAGGAACCAGAGGUCACUCUUCUAGAGAAUGUUUAUUGGAAGGAACUUGGACUUCUUGUUUUUGUUUGGGUUGCAUUCCUCAUACUGCAGAUUGCAAAGAACCAUCUGCCUGCUUGUUCGAUAGAAUACUGGGUAGUGAACUUAUUACAGAUCCCAGUUUCUCUUGGGGUGUCAGGGUACGAGGCAGUGAGUCUUUACAAGGGAAGGAGAAUAAUAGCAUCAAAGGGCAAAGAAGGGACAAAUUUUAAAGUGCACCAACUUGUUCUUUAUUGUUCCUGUGGUGUACUGGCUGGAGUAGUUGGUGGACUGCUUGGACUAGGUGGAGGAUUCAUUAUGGGUCCACUGUUCUUGGAGCUGGGAAUCCCUCCUCAAGUGUCAAGUGCUACUGCUACCUUUGCAAUGACUUUCUCCUCAUCGAUGUCUGUUGUAGAAUACUACCUUCUAAAACGUUUUCCAGUUCCUUAUGCUCUUUACUUCGUCUCUGUAGCCACAAUUGCUGCCUUAAUAGGGCAACACAUAGUGAGAAGGAUGAUCAUUAUGUUUGGAAGGGCAUCCCUUAUCAUCUUCAUUCUUGCUUUUACCAUUUUUGUUAGUGCAAUUUCACUAGGUGGUGUUGGCAUAUCAAACAUGAUAUGGAAGAUUCAGCAUAAUGAAUACAUGGGAUUCGAAAAUCUCUGCAAGUAUGAGGGUUAGGGCCAGUCAGCCUUCCCUUUUCUUUUCUUGGUCUUUUUUGUGUUCUUGAAAAUUUUGUUAAAUUAUUAUGUUGAUGGCUCUUAGGUGCUGUAAUUAUUUGUUGAGGCUGCAAAAUAUGCCCCAUUUGUUGAGGCUGCAAAAUAUGCCCCUCAUGAUUUGUACAAGUAAUUGGAAAGGAUGAUCAUAACUGGUUUUUAAAUUUUCUCAGGACUCAGUUAUUACAAGAUUGAUUUUUACUUGUA
Molecule: messenger RNA, 2277 nt
Organism: Ricinus communis (castor bean)
Lineage: Eukaryota; Viridiplantae; Streptophyta; Magnoliopsida; Malpighiales; Euphorbiaceae
Product: sulfite exporter TauE/SafE family protein 3
Exons: 12
Coding region: 596-2035 (479 amino acids)
Biological process (GO): protein ubiquitination
Cellular component (GO): Cul4A-RING E3 ubiquitin ligase complex; membrane
Source: RefSeq, a predicted model, not a curated record